Molecule: messenger RNA, 1212 nt
Organism: Lolium perenne
Lineage: Eukaryota; Viridiplantae; Streptophyta; Magnoliopsida; Poales; Poaceae
Product: protein neprosin-like
Source: RefSeq, a predicted model, not a curated record
GCUGACCAAUCACCGUUUCAACAAUGUUAACAUUCAGAGCAAACAUAGUGAUCAUUCUCCUCCUAUGUGUGUCUUUGGCUCUUGGAGAAAUACGAUCUGAUGAUCAUGCAAUCGAGACCAUUAAGACUGAAGAUGCGGACGUCUUCAAGUGCAUUGAUAUAAACCAACAACCAGCGCUUGACCACCCCUUGUUGAAGAAUCAUGAAAUACAGAUGAAACCUAGCUCUUAUCCAUCUGAGCUACAUAGUUGGGCUUUAACCGAAGCUACGAAUUCAAUGGCACAACUGCCCUUUGUCGCAUGCCCGGAAGGAUCCAUCCCAAUAUUACAAGAUAGAAAAGAUGGUAAAAUAGAGAUUUCAAAUUAUCACCCGAUGGAUAAUGCUGUGGAACACAUUGUGGAAUCCACAUAUCUCGCAGGUAUCAAAAUCGUAGAUGAUAUAUACGGAUCUCAUGUUUCCAUCAAUGUUUAUGAGCCAAAAGUGAAAGAAAAAACUGCAGAUUUUAGUGCAUCAUGGGUUGAGAUGUCAAAUAACGAGAACACGAGCUAUUAUGAAACAAUAGCUGCUGGAUCUGUUGUGUGGCCAAGCUUGCAUGGUGAUGAUUUUGCUAGAUUUCACACUACUUGGUAUGGUAAGGACAACAAUGCUUGUUGGGAUCACCGAUGUCCUGGUUUUGUGCAAGUUAGUCCGAGCGUUGUCCUUGGAGGAAGGAUACAUCCAGUUUCUACCUAUAAUGGCGCUCAAUAUGAAAUACAUGUUCAUUUGUUUAAGGACCCAAAGACCGCAAACUGGUGGUUAGCAUAUGGUAAGAACAAGACCCCAGUUGGAUACUGGCCGGCUUCAAUCUUCAACCACUUGAAGGAUAAAUCGAAUAUAGCAUUUUGGGGUGGACAUCUUAGUGGCCCAACAGUUCAGUCAUAUUUUCCUGAAAUGGGUAGUGGGCAUUAUGCUUCGGAGGGUUAUGGGAAAGCAGCUUUUGUGAGAGAUAUUAAAAUUGUGGAUGGGAAUAACAUGUAUGUUACACCGAAUAGCGCAAAGACCAUUGCAAGCAGUAGCAAGAUGACAUGUUACACAGUUGAUAAAUUCGGGCAGGACAAUGAUGGCAUGCAUGUCUAUUAUGGUGGACCAGGUGGAUGUACUAAUUAGGUACAUGGUUUUGUAAUCUAAGUACAAGUUGACAAUAAGUUGUAUCAUCGAGAUGAAUCCCCUAUCA